AUGGCAAUGACACUGGCUCGAAAAAUUUUAGGCCCGAGGCCAAAUAUUGAUAUUGUCAGGGAAUUAUCUAAACACAAAUGGGCACUUAAAGGUCAAGUAGAGAUCACUGCUAUGUCCAAAAUGGCAUUGUCAUUGACUUUCUCUUGCAAGGAAGAUAUGUCAAGAGUGCUCUGUGAUGGCCCUUGGUUGAUCGAUAAAUCAAUGCUAGCUUUGCAAAAAUGGUCACCUAAGAUGGACCUAAAUGAAUCCUUCUUUGUUCAGGCUCCAGUCUGGGUUAGACUACUAGGCCUUCCCUUAGAGUUCUGGGUGGAAGAUGUGUUUAAAGGAAUUGCUAUCUCUUUUGGUGAACUCCUUUCUAUGGACCCUAUCGCAAUGGCUAGAAGAAGACUUACCUUUGCCAUGAUCUAUGUGGGAGUUAUGCAAGGCACAGAUAUGCCCCUAUCCAUUGAGAUCAAUUCUAGAUUGAAGAAAAUGGAACCAACCUUUGAGAUAUGA
Molecule: messenger RNA, 495 nt
Organism: Cryptomeria japonica (Japanese cedar)
Lineage: Eukaryota; Viridiplantae; Streptophyta; Pinopsida; Cupressales; Cupressaceae
Exons: 1
Coding region: 1-495 (164 amino acids)
Source: RefSeq, a predicted model, not a curated record